CAAAGAUCGCAAUCAAAUCACACCCAUCGCAACAGCCACCACCGGCAUGUGGACGCCAGCCGUGAUAUCUGUGCUCGCUCUACUUCCUUUUUGCGCACCAUCAUCGACAAGCUUCGAAGCAAGCAGUCCCGCUCCACCUCAAUUCCCCCUUCAGUUUGAAGCCGACUUGGAGAUCACAGCGCAUUUGCUCGAUGCCACCGUCGCAUAUCCACCGUCGUUGCGCAAAAUGAAGAUCCGCUACGACUACACACAAGGGCUUGCACGGGCAGACAUUCUAGCUGGCUACGACAAGGGCAAAUCGUACAUUCGUCGAUAUGACACGGCGUUACGUAGAAGCAAGAGUACAAGGUCAAGUACGGCAAAUACGCCAACUGCGAACGCGCCUACCUUGGCGAAACCAUGCCACGACCGGAACUACCUCAAGAGUUGGUGUACAAGGGAAACGAGAACGUUUUGGGCCAAGAGUGUGAGCUGUGGACAUACAGCAUCCCUCACACGGUGCUUCGCGUCAAUGUGUACAACAGCAUCGAAAGCCACGCGCCGAUUCGAUUGACCCAAGAAAGCGAAACGGACGGUGGCGACUGGGCACCCAUCAUAACGUACGACCUGGUCAACGUCAAACUCGAGCCUCAGAACCCCACGUCGUUUGACAUUCCCGGUGGCUACACCCACGAUACAUGCACGAGGAGUGUCGUGGGGUUUCCGUACAUCCACAUCUUCGAUCACUAUGCUCGGUUCUAGGACUCUAACUUUGUCCUGACAAGUCAAGUGAUACCUAAGCAGCUGUCUUGUGUGAAUGCCAAUGUGUGUAUUAUUGUUAACGUUAUGGGCGAUAUAUCGAGGUGGAGCAUUGUAGUCCGCAGAGUAACAAGCUACAGUACAGUUGAUGCAUGCAUCCCCUCGUCACCUUG
Molecule: messenger RNA, 911 nt
Organism: Aphanomyces astaci
Lineage: Eukaryota; Oomycota; Saprolegniomycetes; Saprolegniales; Verrucalvaceae
Exons: 7
Coding region: 47-553 (168 amino acids)
Source: RefSeq, a predicted model, not a curated record